UUUCCAAUUGAACCAACAUUCUCGAAUUUCACUCUUAUUAAGCUGUUCGCUCUCUUUAUCUUUUGUGUCUAUUCAAUUGUCUCGUUCUCUUCAUCUCUAGUUUCAAAAAUCUCCCGUCUCUGCUACAUCCUUUUGCCUGUCGUGAUUUUCCUAUACAUUCCGAGAAAGUAUCAGUACUUGGUCGAAUCUGAUCUAGAGAGCAUCACAGAGUAAUGGAUAUGAAAAGGCAGAAGCUACUGGAGGGCCAUAGUGACAUGGAUGAGGGUGAGGAUAGAAUUAGCAAGUUACCUGAUUCCCUUGUUCAUCACAUCCUUUGUUUCCUUCCUACCAAGUCAGCCAUUUGUACAAGCAUUUUAUCUAAGAAGUGGAGGUACAAGUGGAUUUCCAUUCCUAAUCUUGAUUUUCGGGUGUGGCGUUCUGCUACUAGCGAAGAUGUUUAUUUGGAGACUGAUAGAUUCAUGGAAUUUAUGGAUAGGGUACUGCUUCUUCGUGAUAUGUCAAAACUAAAGAAAUUUUAUCUAGUAUGUGAUGGACGUUGUGAUCGAACUCGCGUAAAUGCAUGGAUAUCUGAUAUAGUAAAGUGUAAAGUUGAAGAGCUCAUUGUCUGCAGCAAAUCCCAAGUUCCAUAUAGUCCUUUUUUGUCUCCCUCCAGUAUUUUCACUUGUGAUUCAUUGGUUCGUUUGACCAUUAGUAUGCUAUGUGAUCUCAAACUCCCUACAUUGAUUCAUUUUCCGAGACUCAAGUUACUUCGACUUAUGCAUAUCACAUUUAGAGAUAAGAACUUUUCUGAGGAAUUCAUAUCCAACUGCCCAGUCCUUGAUGAGUUGAGUAUAGAAUACUGCACCUGGGAUGCGAUGGAGGAUUUUAUAAUGUCAGCUCCCAAUCUAAAGACGUUACGCAUUCAGGCUCCAAAAGGAGUGAUCAGGAUUAAUGCACCAAAUUUAACUCAUUUUGAAUACGAAGGUAGAAUUGCAAAGGAAUAUGACGUGCAUGGAUUUUCAUCUCUAGUUAAUGCAGAGAUUGACUUUUGCAUGUACCUUGAGGACAAAGAUGAUAUCGAAACAAGGAGAGAAGAAUUAGGUUAUGCUGUGAUAAAACUUUUCGAACGCCUUUCGAGUGUUCGAUUCUUAAAAUUAUCUUUCGAGACCCAUAAGGCCCUCUCCCUUGUAGACAAUCUCAAUGCAAGGUUACCUGCAUUUAACAACUUGAGAUAUUUGGAAGUGAGUUACAUAUGUUAUUCUCGGUAUUACAAGCCAUUACUGUGCUUGCUCGAAAUAUCGCCUAAACUUAAAUCAGUCAAUUUUACGCAUGGAUUCGGUGGACGUCUAUCUGAAAAUGGCAUUGAAGUAGUAUUGCCUCCUAUUGUGUUUUCAAAACUGAAGAAAGUAACAUUUGGGUCAUUCAAAGGGGACAAGAUGGAAUUGAUUUUAGCAGAAUUUUUUUUGAAGAAUGCUAAGAUUUAGAGAGCAUGGUCAUUUAUACUUGUUUCAAGUCGCAGCAGAAGAAAAUGAGAACUAUGGAGCGGAUGCUAAUGUUUCAGAGAAGGUCCCCAAAGUGUAAAAUUGUCUUCUCCGACGAAAAGCGAUAGAUAUUGAAAUCUCAAGUGAAGAACUUCUCUGGUAGACUUAUAACCUUUUCUGUUUUGUUGCGAACUUGUUUUUUCGUGCAUCCUGCUGUUAUAUUUCUGCCAAAGUGCACUUUCUCGGUUGUUAAUCUAGUGUGUUUAUUAUGCUGUUGCAA
This is a messenger RNA of Papaver somniferum (opium poppy), 1740 nucleotides long. Its product is annotated as F-box/LRR-repeat protein At4g14103-like. The record is from RefSeq and is a predicted model, not a curated record. The transcript has 4 exons. Lineage: Eukaryota; Viridiplantae; Streptophyta; Magnoliopsida; Ranunculales; Papaveraceae. The coding region runs from base 213 to 1463 and encodes 416 amino acids. Gene Ontology annotation, molecular function: protein binding.